GGAGCUCUAUAUCUCUCUCUUUGUUGGCUCUCAUCUCAAGCAAAGCACACACAUACACACUCUCUUCUUCCAAGUUCUAAUGGCGGAGAUCCUGGGCCUCGCAGCGUCGAUCCGAGCUCUCACCGCAUAAGGCUUGGCGCGGCAGCAGAUCUGAAGAGAAGUGGUGAAGUGGGAACGGCGAUGGCGGACGCUGGGGACGGGAAGACGGCGGCGGCGGCGGGGGACGGGGGCGAGAAGAAGAGGCAGGAGCAGAGCGCGGCAUUCCACGAACUGUUCUCCUUCGCGGACCGGUGGGACUGCCUGCUGAUGGCGGCGGGGAGCGUGGGGGCGGUGGUGCAUGGCUCCGCCAUGCCCGUCUUCUUCCUCCUCUUCGGCGACCUCGUCAAUGGCUUCGGCAAGAACCAAACCCACCUCUCCGUCAUGACCCAUGAGGUGUCCAAGUACGCCCUCUAUUUCGUCUACCUCGGGUUGGUGGUUUGCUUGUCCUCUUACGCAGAGAUCGGUUGCUGGAUGUACACCGGGGAGCGGCAGGCGAGCGCGCUCCGGCGGCGGUACCUGGAGGCAGUGCUGCGGCAGGACGUUGGCUUCUUCGACACCGACGCGAGAACCGGCGACAUCGUCUUCAGUGUCUCCACCGACACCCUCCUCGUCCAAGACGCCAUUAGCGAGAAGGUCGGUAACUUCAUUCACUACCUGUCGACGUUCUUGGCCGGGCUGGUGGUCGGAUUCAUCUCGGCGUGGAGACUAGCCCUCCUCAGCGUGGCCGUCAUCCCCGGAAUCGCGUUCGCCGGAGGUCUCUAUGCCUACACUCUCACCGGCCUCACCUCGAAGAGCCGCGAGUCCUACGCCAACGCCGGCAUCGUCGCCGAACAGACUAUUGCACAAGUUCGGACCGUAUAUUCUUUUGUUGGAGAAAACAAAGCACUCAAUUCCUACUCUGAAGCAAUUCAAAACACAUUGAAGCUCGGAUACAAAGCGGGGAUGGCAAAAGGUCUCGGUAUUGGCUGCACAUAUGGGAUUGCUUGCAUGUCAUGGGCUUUGGUAUUUUGGUAUGCUGGUGUUUUUAUUAGGAACGGACAAACUGAUGGCGGGAAGGCCUUCACAGCCAUAUUUUCUGCUAUUGUCGGUGGCAUGAGCCUAGGUCAGUCAUUCUCAAACCUUGGGGCCUUCAGCAAAGGAAAGGCUGCUGGAUACAAGCUAUUGGAGAUUAUCCGGCAAAAACCCUCUAUAAUUCAGGACCAGUCAGAUGGGAAGUGUUUGGAAGAGGUCCACGGAAACAUAGAAUUCAAAGACGUAACCUUUAGCUACCCGUCACGACCUGAUGUCAUUAUCUUCCGAGAUUUCUCUCUUUUCUUUCCAGCAGGGAAGACAGUUGCUGUCGUGGGAGGUAGUGGAUCUGGAAAAAGCACAGUUGUGGCUUUGAUAGAAAGAUUUUAUGAUCCUAACCAAGGGCUGGUUCUGCUCGAUAAUGUGGAUAUAAAGACUUUACAACUAAAAUGGCUAAGAGAACAAAUUGGUUUGGUGAAUCAAGAACCAGCACUUUUUGCUACCACCAUACUUGAGAACAUACUCUACGGAAAACCUGAUGCAACAAUUGGUGAAGUUGAAGCUGCUGCCUCUGCUGCUAAUGCUCAUAGCUUCAUAUCACAACUUCCAAGUGCUUACAACACUCAGGUAGGAGAACGGGGAGUUCAGCUAUCUGGUGGACAGAAACAGCGUAUUGCCAUUGCCCGAGCCAUGCUUAAGAAUCCCAAGAUCCUUCUCCUUGAUGAAGCUACCAGUGCCCUGGAUGCAGGAUCCGAGAGCAUUGUCCAGGAAGCUCUAGAUCGUCUGAUGGUUGGAAGAACCACUGUUGUUGUUGCACACCGACUGUCGACUAUAAGAAAUGUCGACAUGAUUGCUGUCAUUCAGCAGGGGCAAGUUGUUGAAACUGGAGCACAUGAGGAUCUCCUGGCGAAAGGGAGCUCCGGAGCCUAUGCAUCUCUGAUACGGUUCCAAGAGAUGGCGAGGAACAGAGACUUCGGCGGUCCAUCCACUCGCAGAUCCCGGUCUUCACGCCUGAGCCAUUCACUUUCCACAAAAUCUUUGUCUCUUCGAUCUGGCAGUUUAAGGAACUUGAGCUAUCAGUACAGCACUGGAGCAGAUGGUCGUAUCGAGAUGGUGUCCAAUGCUGAUAACGUUCGCAAGUAUCCAGCACCUCGUGGCUAUUUCUUCAAGCUUCUGAAGCUAAACGCACCAGAGUGGCCUUAUACCAUCAUGGGUGCCAUAGGAUCAGUUCUAUCUGGGUUCAUAGGUCCAACAUUUGCAAUUGUCAUGAGCAACAUGAUUGAAGUUUUCUAUUACAGAGACCCAAAUGCUAUGGAGAGGAAGACAAGGGAGUAUGUCUUCAUAUAUAUCGGUACAGGGCUCUAUGCAGUUGUUGCUUAUUUGGUCCAGCAUUACUUCUUUAGCAUCAUGGGGGAAAACCUUACAACCAGGGUGAGAAGGAUGAUGCUUGCCGCUAUCUUACGGAACGAAGUUGGCUGGUUUGAUGAGGAAGAGAACAAUUCAAGCCUUGUGGCUGCUCGUUUAGCCAAUGAUGCAGCUGAUGUGAAAUCUGCAAUUGCCGAGAGGAUAUCUGUAAUCCUGCAGAACAUGACUUCACUUCUUACUUCCUUCAUAGUUGGCUUUGUAGUCGAAUGGCGUGUUGCUCUUCUCAUUCUCGCCACCUUCCCUCUUCUGGUGCUUGCCAACUUCGCCCAGCAACUGUCGCUGAAGGGCUUCGCCGGGGACACAGCCAAGGCCCACGCCAAGACCAGCAUGAUCGCGGGGGAGGGCGUGAGCAACAUCCGCACGGUAGCGGCCUUCAAUGCGCAGGCCAAGAUCCUGUCCCUCUUCUGCAACGAACUCCGUAUUCCCCAACGCCGCAGCUUCCGGCGGAGCCAGACGUCGGGCAUCCUUUACGGCCUCUCCCAGCUGUCCCUCUAUGCCUCUGAGGCCCUCAUCCUCUGGUACGGUGCUCAUCUCGUACGCUCUGGCGCCUCCACCUUCUCCAAGGUCAUCAAGGUGUUCGUGGUCCUCGUCGUCACUGCCAACUCCGUCGCCGAGACGGUCAGCCUCGCCCCUGAAAUCGUCCGGGGAGGAGAGUCCAUCCGCUCCGUCUUCGCCAUCCUCAACCGGGGCACACGGGUCGAACCUGAUGACCCAGAGGCCGAGCACGUUGACUCCGUUCGUGGGGAGAUCGAGCUGAGGCACGUCGACUUCGCCUACCCAUCCCGGCCUGAUGUCCCCAUCUUCAAGGACUUCAACCUUCGUAUCCGUGCCGGCCAAAGCCACGCUCUCGUCGGCGCCAGUGGUUCCGGGAAGAGCACCGUCAUUGCACUGAUCGAGCGGUUCUACGACCCCACGGCGGGGAAGGUCUUGAUCGACGGCAAGGACAUCAAGCGGCUCAACCUGAAGUCUUUGCGGCUCAAGAUCGGGCUGGUGCAGCAGGAGCCGGUGCUCUUCGCCGCGAGCAUCAUGGAGAACAUUGCCUACGGCAAGGACGGCGCGACGGAGGAGGAAGUAAUCGAGGCAGCACGCGCCGCCAAUGUGCACGGCUUCGUGAGCGCGCUACCGGACGGCUACAAGACAGCGGUGGGCGAGAGGGGGGUGCAGCUAUCGGGAGGGCAGAAGCAGCGGAUCGCCAUCGCCAGGGCGGUACUGAAGGAUCCAGCGGUGCUGCUGCUGGAUGAGGCGACGAGCGCGCUGGAUGCGGAGUCGGAGUGCGUGCUGCAGGAGGCACUGGAGCGGCUCAUGAAGGGCCGGACCACCGUGCUGGUGGCGCACCGCCUCUCCACCAUCCGAGGGGUGGACUCCAUCGGGGUGGUCCAGGAAGGCCGCAUCGUGGAGCAAGGGAGCCACUCCGAGCUCGUCGCCCGGCCCGACGGAGCCUACUCGCGGUUGCUGCAACUGCAACACUACCAUGUUUGACAAUAGAACGGCGCCAUCGACAUGAACAGACUUUGAGAUCGGUGGAUUCAGAUGCAACGAGGUUAAUUACUGCUAUCUAAUCUCACUGGUGCCGCAUCUCGACGUUACAUAUCAAAUGGGGGUGUUGGAGGAGAGGGGAAGUGUAUUGGGUCAUGUUGUGGUGGUAAUAUUUGUAUGGACCAAAGUGAUCUUUUCGACUUUGAAGCCGUAGAGAUUUUAGCUUG
Molecule: messenger RNA, 4175 nt
Organism: Musa acuminata AAA Group (dessert banana)
Lineage: Eukaryota; Viridiplantae; Streptophyta; Magnoliopsida; Zingiberales; Musaceae
Product: ABC transporter B family member 19
Exons: 10
Coding region: 181-3951 (1256 amino acids)
Biological process (GO): transmembrane transport
Cellular component (GO): plasma membrane
Molecular function (GO): ATP hydrolysis activity; ATP binding; ABC-type transporter activity
Source: RefSeq, a predicted model, not a curated record